This is a messenger RNA of Penicillium alfredii, 525 nucleotides long. RefSeq lists its product as uncharacterized. The record is from RefSeq and is a predicted model, not a curated record. Lineage: Eukaryota; Fungi; Ascomycota; Eurotiomycetes; Eurotiales; Aspergillaceae. The transcript has 3 exons. Bases 1 to 525 code for a protein of 174 amino acids.
AUGAGUGCUAAUCAGUUGAAGUUAGUCUUACUUGGGACUCUUGCACUCUUCUCUUCACCCAUCGCUGCCUAUCCAGCGCCCGAGACGGCACCAGCACCGGCACUGCCAGGAGUCCCUUCAGCAUCCACAGCCCAAAACGAGCUGGCACAACUAAUUUUGGCUCCACAAGGGCCCCAAGAGGGGUAUUCCCGAGCCAAAUUCCCUCACUGGAUCACACAGCGCGGAAUAUGUGACACGCGCGAAGUGGCCCUCAAACGAGACGGGACAAACGUAGCCCAGAGUCCCAGCUGCGCCCCGAUCAGUGGGAGCUGGUAUUCGCCGUAUGACGGUAGGACGUGGGAUCGUGCGAGUGACAUCGAUAUCGACUACGUAGUGCCCUUGUCCAACGCCUGGAAGUCGGGUGCAUCCGAGUGGACCACCGACAGGCGACGAGCGUUUGCCAACGACGUUACCCAUCCGCAGCUUCUGGCGGUUACGGAUUUUGUUAACCAAGUAAAGGGAGAUAAGGGGCCGGAGGAUUGGUAG